Molecule: messenger RNA, 1155 nt
Organism: Stylonychia lemnae
Lineage: Eukaryota; Ciliophora; Spirotrichea; Sporadotrichida; Oxytrichidae
Source: the annotation of a GenBank genome assembly
AUGAAAAAUAAAGAUGAAUUCAAGCAUCAACUAUAGCAAUUAUAUCAGCGCGACCCUAAAUUUUUUGACUCUGUUCAAGCAAUAAUUAAUGGAAAGUCAUAGAAGAAGUAGGAUGAAAAAACAAUUAAAGAUGAAAUUACUUAAAAAUUAUAGAAUCUUAAUCAUCAAAUCUAGGAAUCUCCUUAAGGGUUUGCUAAUAUGCUAUUGCAAGUUACCGAUACUUAAACUACUAAUAUCGAUCCUUUCUCAGCUUUGUAUGGUGAUUAAGAUGAAAAUGUUAACUUAUUGCUUGAUCACAAUUCUGUUAAUCAGAUAGGAGGAAGUUCUUUUUAUAACAUAAAUAGUGAUGAAUUUGAAUUCGGAGAUUAAUUCCAAAAAUAAGCAUUUAGUUUAGCCUUGCAAAUUUUGAAUGAUUAACGAUUAACAGAAACUUAGAAGACAAUUAAGUUAAAACUAGUUGAGUACUAGAGUAUACUUUAAAAUGAUAAUUUCCUGGAGGAAUUCUUUGAAUUUUCUAAACAGUUAGAGCAAUAUGAUAUAAAGUAUGUGAAAAUAGUGAUUGAUUAGAUACUCUAAGAAAUACUAAUGAUAAGCCCUAUCCACUAUAACGAAGCUGCAAUACAUAUUUGCAGCAUGAGUUAUUUUAAAGAUAUAUGUGAGUUGAUUCUAGGAAUUGAAGAGUAAUACUGGUAUCAUUUACACAAAUACGAGGGUAUAAUUGUACAAGUCAAAGGAAUUAUUGAGUCAUGCAAAGAAUUCAUUAUUUUUUUCUUUGGAGCUAACUGGUCUGUUUAAUGCCAAAAAUUAGGUCCUAAAGUUCGCGAGUUGAUAACUCAUUUUAACGACGAUUAAUAGAAAAAUAUAGUAGCAAUCUAUUUAUCAAAUGAUGAAGAUGAAGAGGAGCUCCAAAAGUUCUAUGGAAAUUUCUUAAAGCCAUUUAAUGAUAGCAUGGAUGGAUAUCAUUUUCCAUUUAAUGAUCCAAGGAUAAUGAAAAUAAGGGAGUAAUGUAAGAUUGAUUGUGUGCCCGUAAUUAUGGUGUUUGAUAAAAAUAUGGAUUUGAUAACAGCUGAUGGAGCUAGCGAUAUUUAAAAUCUACAUCCAGAGAUAUGCCGCUUUGUAUGGGUUUAAAUGAUGAGAUAGAAUAAAGAUUAAUGA